Molecule: messenger RNA, 1851 nt
Organism: Saxophila tyrrhenica
Lineage: Eukaryota; Fungi; Ascomycota; Dothideomycetes; Mycosphaerellales; Extremaceae
Exons: 2
Coding region: 1-1851 (616 amino acids)
Source: RefSeq, a predicted model, not a curated record
AUGGCCGGACUCACACGAGUAAGGGAUAUAAGCAAUCGUGCAUCGCUUCAAGACAGAUCGUUAAGCCGGCGACAACGAGGUGGCUUUUUGGGAAACCUCGCCGACUUGUCAGACUUGUGGAGUUCACCAGGCCACGAUGACCAUGGGUCUGGUCCAGCAGACUCGGUCGGCCCUCCGUUCGAUCCUGCUCCUGGUCCGCCUGGUGGCCCACAAUCUGGAAAUACGCUCUUGCCGACGUUCUCGACUCAAGACAGCACAACAGCAGAAGGGUCAACGACGCCGACUACGUCCAGUUCGCAACCUCUGGUGAUAUCGACAAGCGUAUCGUCUACGCCCUCAGUGACAUCGAGCUCGACAAGCGCAAGCUCUUUUCCAGCCUCAACAUCGUCGACCAGCCCCUCUUCCUUGAUACCACAAUCCAGCGCACCCUCGACCUCACCUCCUCCACCACCCUCUUCGACAGGCAUCGCGCCUUCGUCAUCGCAGCCGACUACCAGCAGUGAGCCUGGCUCUUCCGCACCACGCAGCGACGCACCCUCAUCUCCGCCGACACCGUCGUCAACAUCAAUCUCAUCGCAGCUUAGCGCGUCCGCUACCCCAACUGCCAGCUCACAAGUUGUGGUUCCAACAAGCGGUAUACCCUCUUCGAGCACAGUCGCAGCACCAUCUGCACGACCAUCGCCGUCUGGUAGCGUAAGUACAUCAACGGGCAACACGCUCCAGAUCUCGCUGGUCAACAACCUUGGCAGCAGCGACGUCCAUGCAUACGUUACGGGACUGGACAGCACUGGGCAGGUCGUCAUGCUGACCACUUCUGGCACCUACUUCUAUCCCACAGCAUCUGGGUCAGGAGCGCCGGAAGAGAUCAACGCUGAUGUGGCGCUGCCGAUGAGCGGACCAGGCGAAACCACAACCAUCAGGUUGCCAGACUACCUCUCCAGCGCACGGGUAUGGUUUGCCGACGGCAGUCUAACAUUCUAUGUCGUGGAGACACGAUUUGGCCCUGGACUCGUCGAACCUACCGCAAUGAACCUCAACGACCCGUCCGCAGACGUGAAUUGGGGUUUCGUCGAGCUCACAUUCCAGGCCGACUAUGGCCUUUUCGCGAACCUGAGCUUCGUCGACUUUGUCGGCCUCCCACUCGGCAUCCAGCUCCAAGCGGCAUCGAACGGCGUCUUUACUGCCCCUGGCGUCCCAACAGACGCCGUCAGCCAAGUCUGCGACCUCCUCCAAGCUCAAGCAGCCCAAGACGGCCAACCCUGGGACGACCUCUGCGUCAGCGAUGCCAACGGCAACCUCCUCCGCGUCGUCUCCCCCCCCACCAUCAUUUCCCAAGACCCUACCGCAUUUGCCGGCUACUUCGACUCUUACGUCGAUGAAAUAUACGAACGAUACACCUCCUCGCCGCUCACAAUCGACACCCAAACCUCCGCCGGCCUCGUCCCCUGCACCAGCGACGGCGAAUCCCUCACCUGCGCCGGCGACCCAACGCCCUUCCCAAAGCCGACCUCCGAAGACAUCUUCGGCUGCAACUCUGGCCCCUUCGCCAUCUCAGAAUCAGACAACGACGUCCACGCCGCUAUCGUGCCUCGCUUGUGUGCAGCUUUCAACCGCGCAACGCUGCAUCUUCAAGGCGGCGACGUGCAGCCUUCUCUACCGCCGAGCAGCUAUUACACCACGAGUCCGACGAACUGGUACAGUGCGUUUGUGCAUCAGGUGGAGAUUGAUGGGAGGGGAUAUGCUUUUUCUUAUGACGACGUGACGCCGAGUGGAGCGGAGGAUGUCUCGGGGAGUGUUUAUGCGGCGGACCCGGAGGUGCUUACGGUUUUUGUUGGGGGGACGUCUUCGUGA